AUGCGUCUCUCCAGCAUCAAGUCGAAGUUGCAAAAUGUAUCAACGUCCAUUACUAACGUGAACCCCUUUCAUAAAGCAUCUGGGCAUGAUGCAGAAGAACCCUCCAAGAAUGCCAAAGAAGAAAACAAAAGAAGUCGAAGAAGAAAGCAUAAGGAAAAACGCUCGGCAAGUGCAAGGUCCAGUGAACCCAGCGGCAGUCAUGACUCGAAACACAGAGGUCGUAAGAAACAAAUUUCUCCGAAUAGGCAGCAUUCGUCCGAGGUCAAAAAAACUGUCCCAAAUAGGGCUACGAUGGACUAUGUGGUAUCAGUCGAUGAUACUUUAUCCAGUGUGGCAGCCCGGUUUGACAUGACCCCUUCAGAACUAUGUCAACUCAACCGAUUGGUCUGUCGAAGUCUGUUUGCUGGACAGACCAUCAAGGUCCCAAAGGCCAUAUCGGAUUUGACCGCACAAGAGCCAGAUGUAAGCGGGGAAACCGGACUGACUGAUCCACAAAAUAUCGAUAAUCGAUCAUAUGAAGACGAAGGAAACUGCCCACCCAAGAUUGAUGAUGUUCUGACAGACUCGCAUGGGAAGGAAGAUACGGAAAUCUUCCGCCCCUACCUGUCUGAAUCCCCGGAGAGUGAGAGCUAUUCGUCGUCACUAGACGAUGAAGAACUUACCAACGACGAAGCGGAUCCAAUGGACGCAAAAUAUCUCAAAGUGCAAGCUGAAUUUGUGAUUGACCUGAAAACCUCGAUCUCCGGUCAAAUGCUAAUCACUACCAACAGCUUCGUUUUCACCCCAAACUUGGAAUGCGUCACCGAUUCGAAUCAGUACCAUCUUUUACUUCCCUUAGCCCGAAUUCGAUCGGUCGCAGUGUACAAAGAUCACUCGGUGCUCUAUUUUACCAAACGGGAUUCGCAUAUGGUUUCGACCCGUUUGCAUUCCGGCGGAAGAACAAAGAGUAAAUCCCGGAGCCCUUUGGCGUCCGAAACGCGGAGUCCUCCACUACACACUGAAAUCCAAGAUCCAUUCCAGCUGGCCGAAACAGUUGAGCCAGUCGAAGCCAACCCGGAAUCAAUGGAUACCGGGUUACCAGACACCUCGAUCGGAAGCACGCCUCCGGUUGUGGACCAAAAAGAUGAAACUAUUUCUCAGCAAGGCGAUUCUGUGCUGAAAGCCCCCCUCUCAAGUAAUACGGUUGUGAUCCCUUCAGACUCAGACUCUAUGGAAUAUUUGUGCGUUCUGGCCUCCAAAGAGGAUGCUACCGGUAAACGUCAUCCAGUUUGGUUCACGUUGCAGUCGGAAGAAUAUUGGUUUCGAAUACCGGUGGAGAAAGGACCAAUACUCUUCCACUUCCUUCAAGCCUGUGAAUUUGAUGAGGAAGCAGUCGACGAGAAAUUGGUGCCCUCAGCUCAGUCUCGGUUGCAUGGUCCAGCGAUUCAUGAAUGCAUGACUUCACCAGCUGAGUUGUGUGAAACCACAACCAAUUCGGGAACUGGCGGAUUCGUUUUUGUUCCAAAUACCUAUGACUGGCUCCUUCCACGAAUCGGUAGCGUAGAUGAGCGUUCCAGGGCAUUGUUGCGGCUGAGCCGCAAGCGGCGACGUCGAGUUCAAAGUUGCAAGCACAUUGUUCCCAGUGCUGCCGCAAUAGACCAAUCAAUGGUCUCUUCUACACACAGUGUGUGUUCAUUAGGCGCAGACACCGAUACAACUUCCAGUGUUUCCAAACAACGGAACCUCUCCACUGCACGCAGCACUCCAACAUUAGACGAAGAAAAGGAUGCACUGCAUCUUCUGAAAAAGGAGUCUGUUCGAUGGGAACUGGUGAACUCGAACGAGAUCAAGCUUCAAGAAGCCGAAGAAAAAAGACGGCAAUUUAUUCUGGAUAGUCUCAAGUUGGCAAUGCCGGAGAAUUUGCCUCUGCCCCAGGCUACAAGUGUCAGCCAGUUACUGGACCCUGCCAAAGUCCGCGAUAUAAUGAGGAACCUUCCUCCAGAUGCCGAAGGUCUGGACUGGCGCUUGACUUACAGUACAAGCCUUCACGGAUUUAGCCUGAGAACUCUCUUCUACCGGUGCUCCCUAAAUCCGAAAGAGGAAGACAGUGUGCAGACAUCUUUGACCUCCUCCUACACAUCAACAGAUCAGGUCUCCGCAUUCUCUUCCAUCCAUCCUUGUCUGCUGGUUUUGUGUACAUCCGAAGGAGAGACAUUUGGUGCAAUGUUGAAUGCACAUCCGUAUGCCAGUGGUGGUCGGUUUUACGGCAAUGGUUCGUGUUAUGUCUUCCGAUGGGUAAAACCUUCGAGAACCGACGAUUCCAGUACAAUUAAUGCAUCUGCAACGGAACAACCAGGAGCGGAUUGCGCAAAGACCGAUGCUCAGGAAUCAAGCACGAUGCACAUACCGGAUGAAGAGUUGAUGAAGUUGGUCCAUCAGGGACAUGAGAUUGAAAAUCCGUCCGAAAUUGAGUCAGACGAGUCCACAGAAAAAGGUAUAGAUGUUUCCGAGGAAUUCGGUCAACUUUUUGUCUCGGAUGAUGCUCAGACAGACGACAGGGGGCUUGAAUCUCCGCCAGCUGCAGCAUUUGAGAAAUUCACGUGGUCCGGGAAGAACAACUUUUUUAUCCGUGGCGAUCACGAUUCGCUCACCAUUGGCUGUGCUCAAGGUCACUCAGCUCUCCGCUUGGACGACGUACUACUUCACGGACGAACUGAGACAUGUGAAACGUUUGACAGCCCGCCGCUGUGUAGCACUGAAGAUUUCAUUGUCAACAACCUGGAGUAUCGACCCA
Molecule: messenger RNA, 2773 nt
Organism: Opisthorchis viverrini
Lineage: Eukaryota; Metazoa; Platyhelminthes; Trematoda; Opisthorchiida; Opisthorchiidae
Exons: 15
Biological process (GO): response to oxidative stress
Cellular component (GO): nucleus
Source: RefSeq, a predicted model, not a curated record